AUGGCUUUUUAUUAUGCAUUAAGCACAAACAGCACAGUUUUUACUCAGUUCAAUUUCUCUAUAUAGCUUAUAAUGGAGUUCUGUAAUUUGAAAAGCAGUAAAAUAUCCAGCUUUAUUAUAGCGUUACUCUCAAUGCUCAGUGUACUGGCCAAAGCAGAGGACUUAGUGAGCCUGAAAGCACUGUGUUCAUCUAACAGAGCUGGAGUGAAGUGGACAGCUAUCUCACCAACCUACAAUGGUUACAUUGACCUCGACUUCAGUUGCACCAAUUCUAAUGGUAACAUAACACAUGUUGAAAGACAGGACAAGUGCUUUCACAAGAGAAAUGUGCUACCUGCAUUGGAACAUAUGCUGUAUCGUUCAAUGACUCAUGCUAUCAGUAUGGAUCUUGAAACAGGAACAGUAUGUACAUUCAUUGCAUGCAUAAAGAGCCGAUUUGAAGAGUACAUGGAUACAGUCAAUGACACUUGUACAAUUGGAGCUCCUACUGCUCUACCUGUACUACCAGCGAUAUGUAAACGUACUGGCAGCGAACAAUGUCAGUGCUCAUGCAGUCCAGGCUUUGAGGGAAUAGCUGACAGCAGCAUUGACGGGAACACAUGCGAGGCUAUCGUAGUUCCACACCCAGCAUCUACAGUGACCUCCACCUUCAUCAUUGCCCCAACAAGCUACAUACACGUAGUAGCAACCCCAACACGUAGCAAGCACCUAGUCACAACAACACCUGUAACCACACCAUCAAUCACAACCACUUCAUCCAUAUCUGCACAAACAAGCCCUUCAAUAACAAUUCCACUUACUCUUCUAACUGGUUCACCUAUAGCUACAGGGGCUGUGAGCCAUGACUCAGGGCUUGGUCAUUCCAACACACCCACUGUCAUAUCGGUGGUGUCAGGAGUGGCUGCAGUACUCCUCAUAGUAGUCAUCGGCAUGGUGAUAUUUUGUUUGGGGACGGUCAAGUACAAAAGAAUGAAGCUAAACAAGUUUCACGAGCAGCGUACCAUGCCUUUUAAACAACAAAAAAGAGAAAAAAUUGACCCGAACUUUAUUCCAGACAAUUGGAAAAUGGAUACAAGGAUAGCCAUGAGCAAGUCAAUAGACAGUAAGCUAGACACGUUUCCACCACACCCACAUUCUUCAACUGAGGAAGAAGGUGCUGCUCUAAUGAUGGCCAUCACUGAGACUGUUCCUGGUGAAGAUGGACAAAUUAGCAAUGCAGAGAAACGAGGCGCUUACGUUUACAGAGUGAGUGAAGGGAGCUCAGGAUAUGUGACUGAAGGUAGUUUGGGCUUCAUAUCAGAAUCACUAAUUUGUCAAGUGAAAAACUACACGGACUCUAUCAGUCAAGACAACAAUGAAGUGAGAUUGCAAGGAGAAGGUCACGUUCAGAAUGAAAGAGGCUAUAUAGUGGAUAGAAAAAGCUCUCAACAGACCAACUGUUCUGAAGACUACAUGGACUCUAUCAGUCAAGACAACGAUGGAGUGAGAUUGCAAGGAAAAAUUGACGUUAAAAACGAUGGCUAUGUAGUGGAUAGAAACAGCUCACAACAGACCAACUGUUCACCUGAAAACUAUCUUGCACCUAUUUUAUGUACUGACGUAUCCUUUACUUUUCCCUUAGACAUGAAUUCUUGACUUUUACAAAUUAAUUUGUACCAUCCAUAAUAACAAUUCAGAUUCUUACAUACUUA
Messenger RNA from Halichondria panicea, 1691 nucleotides. RefSeq lists its product as uncharacterized. Lineage: Eukaryota; Metazoa; Porifera; Demospongiae; Suberitida; Halichondriidae. The transcript is spliced from 7 exons. The coding region runs from base 73 to 1635 and encodes 520 amino acids. The record is from RefSeq and is a predicted model, not a curated record.